AUGUUGAGAUAUAUCGCUUGCUUUGGUAUUGUUCUGCUUGUGGGUGCCGUAGGUGCUGCAAUCAUUCCAAGAGAAGAUGAUUGUGGUCUGAUUUUCGAAUGCGAAUAUCAAGAUAUUGUUUGUAUUGAACAAGUCUUCCGAAUCCUCCCCCAUUGUCAGACACAAAUAGCUGAGCAAUUGGAAAAGCGAACCCCGAUGAUAAACAGUAAACGUCAUAGUCGAGCUAAAGACAUUUUCUUGAAAAGCUAUAUGAAUCGCAUCGGAUGA
Auanema sp. JU1783 is the source of this 267-nucleotide messenger RNA. The record is from the annotation of a GenBank genome assembly. Lineage: Eukaryota; Metazoa; Nematoda; Chromadorea; Rhabditida; Rhabditidae.